Ornithodoros turicata is the source of this 2405-nucleotide messenger RNA. Its product is annotated as probable 28S rRNA (cytosine(4447)-C(5))-methyltransferase. Bases 99 to 2102 code for a protein of 667 amino acids. The record is from RefSeq and is a predicted model, not a curated record. Gene Ontology annotation, biological process: rRNA base methylation; maturation of LSU-rRNA. Gene Ontology annotation, molecular function: rRNA (cytosine-C5-)-methyltransferase activity; RNA binding. Lineage: Eukaryota; Metazoa; Arthropoda; Arachnida; Ixodida; Argasidae. The transcript has 20 exons. Gene Ontology annotation, cellular component: nucleolus.
CAGUGUCCAAUCCAUAUCCCGUACAAGCCAAUGUGGCGCGUAGUAGUUGGUGUUGUGUCGACUGCCUGCAUUUCUGCAUAUUUUCCAAGUAAUUUAUAAUGGGACGGAAGGCAAAUUAUUCCGAGAAGCCUAAACGAGGGCCUGGGAGGAAGGCACGCAUACAGCCGCCACCCCAGCUUCUGGAAUCCUUAAAAGCUGAACGGCCUCUUUCCCGACGGGCCCUGAAAAGACUUAAGAAGGCACAAACACCGAAAUCAGCAGGCGCAGCAAAGAAACACAUCAACGAAAAAUCAGAAGAAGAGGAGUUGGACGAUGCUGCUGCAGAAACAAAUGAUGGAAAAGGCUUCACGGAUGAUAAUAAGAAAUGGCUGAAGCCAAAACAGAGUGCCAAGCAGCUGUUGGAAUCUGAUGAAAGUGGCCAAGAGGAGGAGGGUGAAGGAAUGGAUGAUGACGAGCCCAUAGAAGAUGACUUUGGUGGCGAUGAAUCUGAGGAAGCCGGUGAAAGCUCGGAAGAUGAAGAGCUUCCAAUUGAAAGACAAUCGAGGAAGUUGCAGAAAAGACAGGAAGAAGAUGAAAAAUUGGCAGAAGAGGAACUGAAGACAAACAUUGCCGAAUCAGAAAUCAUCACCCUACCCAGCGGACAGGAAAUUGAAAAAGAGAAGCAUGAGCCUCCAGAUCUGGCCUUAAUAAGUCAGAGGAUCAAAGACAUUGUUCACGUAUUGUCAGACUUUGGAAAACGAAGAGAAGAAGGAAAAUCUCGUGUCGAAUACUUGGAAGUGCUGAGGAAUGAUCUGUGCGAGUACUACAGUUACAAUGAGUUUCUAAUGCAGAGAUUCAUGGACUUAUUUUGUCCAGCAGAGUUGAUUGAGUUCCUGGAAGCGAAUGAGGUACCACGGCCAGUCACCAUGCGGACCAACACUCUAAAAACGCGACGUCGAGACAUAGCACAGGCUCUUAUAAACAGGGGAGUGAACCUCGAUCCUGUUGGCAAGUGGUCGAAGGUUGGCCUGGUUGUCUACGACUCUCAAGUACCUAUUGGUGCCACACCUGAAUACCUUGCUGGCCACUACAUACUGCAAGGGGCAGCAUCUAUGCUUCCAGUUAUGGCACUGGCACCACAAGAAAAUGAAAGAAUCCUUGAUAUGUGUGCUGCACCUGGAGGAAAGACAACGCACAUCGGUGCCCUAAUGAAGAACACUGGAAUUUUGUUUGCUAAUGAAAUACACGAAGAACGUUGCAAGGCCAUAGUGGGCAACCUUCAUCGGCUGGGCAUCAAUAACACUGUCGUAUGCUCUUAUGAUGGCAGGAAAUUUCCUGAGGUAGUGACUGGUUUUGACAGAGUACUCCUUGAUGCACCAUGCAGUGGCUCUGGAGUAAUUUCCAAGGAUCAGGCAGUUAAAACAAAUAAGGAAGAAAAAGACAUACUGAGGUGUUCGCAGCUUCAGAAGCAGUUAAUCCUCUCUGCUAUUGACUGUGCAGAUUGCAGCAACAACAAGCCUGGCUACAUUGUGUACAGCACCUGCUCUGUCUUGCCAGAAGAAAAUGAGUGGGUAAUUGACUAUGCUCUUAAAAAGAGGAAUGUGAAGCUUGUACCUACUGGUCUGGACUUCGGACGUGAAGGAAUGACUCGGUAUCGAGAGCACCGCUUUCAUCCAUCAAUGAAUAGAACACGUCGAUUUUAUCCACAUACUCAUAACAUGGAAGGUUUCUUUGUUGCCAAGCUAAAGAAGUUCUCCAAUGACAUUCCAGUAACAGGAGACAAUGAAGAAAAAAAAGGAAGUGCCAGUCAAACCCAUACCAGUUCAGAGAAGCCACAAAAGACCAGCAAGAUCUCAAAAAAGACGUUGAAGGAGGAAGAAACAGAAGAGGCGACAGAUAACCUGGAGUCAGUCACGGAGCAGAAGACGGCUAAAAGAAAAAGUGCUCAGCCAUCCACAAGUCCCAAGAAGAAAAAUAAGCAGAAGAACGAGAAGAGGAUAUCGGAAGAGAGUGAAGAGGAAAGUCCCAAACUGGCAAAAAAGGAAAAGCCACGAAAAAUGUCCAAAAAGCCAAAAAAGAAGUCUUUGGCAGGCUCUACUGUACCAGGCCUCUUUACAUCAUGAUGGGUACCGCCCUACCGACGACAAACAGAUGAAGGACGAGACCCUCUUUGCGCCUUCGCCAAUUACCACAGACAGGUUGGCCGCCACUGGCGACUAUAUACAGUUCCUCUCGUCCCAGGAAGCGAAGACGGCACGUGACCUCCGAUAUUGCUCAAGAAGCAAGAAAGGGGUUUUCCCCCCGCACCGUAAUUGAUUUAUCGACCGUACUGCCUUGCUGGCCCCAAAUGGGAGAGGAUGCCAGCAUCUUCCCGGUUGCCCUUUGUCACUUUUACAAUUGCUGUCGACAGUGUCGAAGGGAACGAG